Penicillium robsamsonii is the source of this 2199-nucleotide messenger RNA. RefSeq names its product transcription factor domain-containing protein. Gene Ontology annotation, biological process: positive regulation of transcription from RNA polymerase II promoter by galactose; DNA-templated transcription. Lineage: Eukaryota; Fungi; Ascomycota; Eurotiomycetes; Eurotiales; Aspergillaceae. Gene Ontology annotation, molecular function: RNA polymerase II cis-regulatory region sequence-specific DNA binding; DNA-binding transcription factor activity, RNA polymerase II-specific; zinc ion binding. The record is from RefSeq and is a predicted model, not a curated record. The transcript is spliced from 6 exons. Gene Ontology annotation, cellular component: nucleus. Bases 1 to 2199 code for a protein of 732 amino acids.
AUGGCUUCAGAGUCACCCCAGCUAGAAAUGUCACCGCCGCAGACGGACCCCCGCGAUCAGUCCAUUGGUGCGUCUGAUUCCAAUAAGAGGAAGGCGGAACAAGGCAACGGAACACAGGCGCGCACAAAGCGGAAUCGCUACGUCUCCAUUGCAUGCAAUGAAUGCAAGCGCCGCAAGAUCAAGUGCAAUGGCCAGAUGCCCUGCCAACGUUGUGGUCACCUGAAUUUGGAAUAUUCGGAUGAGUUCCGGUCGAUGACAGAUCAAAUCACUACUUUACAAGACCAAGUCAAUACCCUAUUCACCAAUAUCAACGACCUCCGUGCCAACAGAUCAGCCUUUGAUUCACCAGGGUUUGAGCAUCUCUCUCGCGAUGGGUCUCAAUCGGUCUACGCUCCAAUGCAAGCUGGACCAGCAAAGCCACGAGCCCGUCACCCACGCUUCCAUGGUCCAACAAGCUCGGCAUUCAAUUUUGACGUGGCCAAAUCCAGCUUACAGAAUAUGGGUAUAACUCCAGCAGAAGACGGGAUCCCAGAUGACUUGACCACCGCACAUGUUUCUCCGACAGGCUCACCACCUCCCAAUAUGGGGCAAAUUCUUCAAACAACACAUCCUACCAAGGAUCCUAUAUGGACGAUCCAGCGUGAAGAGGCAAUGCGCCUUUGUAAAGUUUACGAGGACGAGAUUGGGAUUAUGUAUCCUGUGGUGGAUAUCGCCAAGAUUACAAGCCAGGCCAAUCUGCUCUACGUAUUUAUAGAGGCUGCUACCAGGACAGGCUUUGCACAACGAGGGUUUCCGGGAUCUGAUGGUUUACACGAUGAAAAUUCCAUUAUUUUUAAAUUGGUUCUCGCCACCACGCUGGUCGUGGAGGGGGGUGGUCAAAGUGAACUUGGGCAGCGGCUCUACUUGGAUGUCAAGCCAUUUAUAGAAUCGAAGUUGUGGGAGCCUCAUACAAUCAAAACCAUUCAGCUUUUUGCUAUUGUGGCCACAUACCAUUUCCACACAGACGAUGAUGCUAUGGCCUAUCGGCUUAUUGGGUUGGCGGCACGGAUGUGUUUAGAAAUGGGAUUGCAUCGUCGGGAUGCUUUGGUGAAGUCAUUCCCAGAUGAGGGGCGGCGCAAUGAGAUCACCCGGCUGUUCUGGUCCGUCCACAGCUUGGACAGACGAUGGAGUUUCGGCGCGGGGCUACCUUUCGUGAUUCAGGACGAGGAUAUUGAUCCAAACUUACCAGAACCUGAUGCAUCGCUACCUUACUUGCAAUGCAUGAUCUCAUAUAACCGGAUCAGCUCCAAGAUCUGGUACUCUGGUCUCGGUUCCGAAGGCACCACUGAUAUCCGUCGUGAUCGGAUCGGCUAUCUGGACUACCAAACUCUACAAUGGUACAAGGAAGUUCCAGAAGAGCUCAAGUUUUAUCCCGUUGAGACCCCCAAAAGUGGCGAAAACUUAAACAGAGGCAUGAGACGACUCAGGGUUCUCUUGUACCUGCGGAUGAACCAGCUGCGCAUCCUGAUAUACCGCCCCGUUCUCCAUUCUCCUUCCAGCAUUGCCGAAGAUCGAGGCCACGCCCAGACUGUUGUGGAAGUAGCCAAGGACUCGAUCCGUGUACUCACCCGGCUGAACCAGAUGUCCGAUAUCUACCGGACACAGCAGAUAACAUUCAACUAUUUUCUAGUUGCUGCGUUGGCGGUGCUGUUCCUAGCAGUGUCCCAUGCCCCGGUUGACUUCAACCGGCAGGUCCGCGAUGAAUUCUACAUGGCGCUCGACCUGAUCAACGGGUUCAGUACCAAAUCCCACGUCUCCAAGCGGUUAUGGAAGACAAUUAGAGGUCUACGAAAGAUCGGCGAGAAACUUGGCGUUCUCGCCCGUCCUUUUGGACCAGACUCAAGUGAUCCCCAUUCAAGCGCUGCCAUGGCGAUGGCUGGGUUGGCGGGACACCCAAUCCAGGACCUGUCCAUGUACGGGCCCAUGAAUGGUGGGAGCGAACUUGGAAAUAGUCCUAUCAAUGGACUCCAGAUGAGUCAAGAGUUAACAAACCUGUUCGAGGCUGUUGGCGCUUUUGGUAAUUUCAUGCCUAACACUUCAAAUGAUGGCAUUGGUGGCUUCGUUGGGCCGGAUGGGGAAAUUCAGAACACCGGCGAAGGUUUACCGGGGGUUUUGGGUGAUGAGGGGGAGUUUGCUCGAGUCAUUCGGGACUUGUUUUGA